Messenger RNA from Magnolia sinica, 1365 nucleotides. RefSeq names its product protein disulfide-isomerase like 2-1. Gene Ontology annotation, biological process: protein folding. Gene Ontology annotation, cellular component: endoplasmic reticulum. Gene Ontology annotation, molecular function: protein disulfide isomerase activity. Bases 103 to 1185 code for a protein of 360 amino acids. Lineage: Eukaryota; Viridiplantae; Streptophyta; Magnoliopsida; Magnoliales; Magnoliaceae. The transcript has 11 exons. The record is from RefSeq and is a predicted model, not a curated record.
GCUCGUCAAACCACCUCCGCGACUAUUUCCAACUUUUACCUGCUCAGCAGCUUUCCUACUCCUUUGAAAGAAGAAGAAGAGGAGAGAGAGCGAGAGCGGAAAAUGGCGAAAUCUCCGAUCUGCUUUGCUUUCGGAACCCUAACCCUAGCUCUGCUCUUCAUAUCCACCCUCGCCGAUGAUGUUGUCGUUCUAACCGAAGAGAACUUCGAGAAAGAGGUCGGCCAAGAUCGAGGCGCUCUCGUCGAGUUUUACGCUCCGUGGUGUGGACAUUGUAAAAAGCUUGCUCCAGAGUAUGAGAAGCUUGGUGCAAGCUUUAAGAAGGCAAAGUCUGUUUUGAUUGGGAAGGUGGACUGUGAUGACCAAAAGAACUUAUGUAGUAAAUAUGGGGUUUCUGGAUAUCCUACAAUCAAAUGGUUUCCUAAAGGGUCAUUGGAGCCAAAAAAGUAUGAAGGUGCACGUACUGCAGAAGCCCUUACUGAGUAUGUGAAUACUGAAGGAGGGACCAACAUAAAGUUGGCAGUCAUUCCUUCCAAUGUUGUUAUACUGACAGCUGAGAAUUUUGAUGCGGUUGUUCUUGAUGAAUCCAAAGAUGUGCUUGUUGAAUUUUAUGCGCCAUGGUGUGGCCACUGCAAAAACCUUGCUCCUAUUUAUGAAAAGGUUGCCACAGCUUAUAAACAGGAAGAUGAUGUUGUAAUUGCCAAUCUUGAUGCUGACAAAUACAAGGAUUUGGCUGAGAAGUAUGGAAUCAGCGGCUUUCCUACACUGAAAUUCUUUCCAAAGGGCAAUAAAGCUGGCGAAGACUAUGACGGUGGCCGGGAUUUGGAUGACUUUGUGACAUUCAUCAAUGAGAAGUGUGGCACCAGCCGUGAUGGAAAAGGGCUACUUACUUCCAAGGCUGGUAUUGUGGCAAGUUUAGAUGCUUUGGUGAAGGAGUUUGUGAGCGCUGCAGGUGAUGAGCGGAAGGUAGUCUUAUCUAAGAUAGAAGAGGAGGCUGAGAAGCUCAAGGGUUCUUCUGCAAGGUAUGGCAAGAUCUACUUGAAAGCUGCUAAAAGCUGUGUGGAGAAAGGUGUUGAGUACCCCAAAAAGGAAAUAGAGCGGCUUCACCGCAUGCUGGAAAAGUCUAUCAGCCCAUUGAAGGCCGACGAAUUCAUCGCCAAGAAGAAUAUCCUAUCCACGUUUGUUUAAUCAUGGACAGCACAAGUCGGGCCAUUACCAUUUCCAGAGCCUCACAAGUUUUUUGCUUGGUGACAGGCGAUAUUUCACUGUUAGUGUUAGUGAGCUAUCACGGAACAAGUGGACUAUUUUGACAGCCUCAUUUUGAACAUGCUUACACUAAAAAAAAUAACAGAGGUAUAUUUAACAGCA